Capsella rubella is the source of this 688-nucleotide messenger RNA. Its product is annotated as protein PROTON GRADIENT REGULATION 5, chloroplastic. The record is from RefSeq and is a predicted model, not a curated record. Gene Ontology annotation, cellular component: chloroplast. NCBI's taxonomy places the organism in Eukaryota, Viridiplantae, Streptophyta, Magnoliopsida, Brassicales, Brassicaceae. The transcript is spliced from 2 exons. The coding region runs from base 133 to 519 and encodes 128 amino acids. Gene Ontology annotation, molecular function: electron transfer activity. Gene Ontology annotation, biological process: response to high light intensity; photosynthetic electron transport in photosystem I.
UCCAAACCAAAACAACACCCAAACCUCGUCCACACCCAAAAUGUGAAAAAAACUCUCAAAAACCAACCACACAACAAUCUCUUUCUCAUUAGAACCGAUCAGAGAGAGACACAGAGAGAAGCUGAUUUGAUUAUGGCUGCUGCUUCGAUAUCUGCAACUGGAUGUAAUCGAGGUUUGCUAGGAACUUCCUUCUAUGGAGGUUGGGGAAGUUCCAUCUCCGGAGAAGAUUUCAAGACACUUGCGCCGCCGCAACAAGCACGAGUCUCACGGAAAGCUAUCAGAGCAGUGCCUAUGAUGAAGAAUGUUAAUGAAGGCAAAGGGUUAUUUGCACCUAUAGUUGUUGUUACACGCAACAUAGUAGGCAAGAAGAGGUUUAAUCAGCUUAGAGGCAAAGCCAUUGCUUUACACUCUCAGGUGAUUACAGAGUUCUGCAAAUCUAUUGGAGCAGAUGCUAAACAGAGACAAGGGCUUAUUAGGCUUGCUAAGAAGAAUGGAGAGAGGCUUGGCUUUCUUGCUUAGUUCUUGAAAAAGAACAAAUCUUUUCCUCUGUUUUUCGUCUGUAUACACUCUCCUCAUGUUGUUCUCUUUGUCUAGAUGUAUUUUGUUCAAAACCUAUAAUCUUGAUUUUUGUUACAUUGCUCAAACAAAACACAUGACUGCUGCCAUUCUCAAUUCUCAUCUGAUAGUU